AUGAAAGCCAUCGAUGGUAUUGAGUCUCCCAGACGGAUGUCUCUUGAGAUAACUGAUGACAAGGGACCUGGUCAAAAUGAUUAUUUUAUAAUUAAAGAUGGCCCAAAAAUUGAUGAGUCAGAAGUGCCAGUGAUGGAUCCAGAGAUUGACUUCAGCCCAGAGGUUAAACGUAAAAAAUUAUUGGGCGGCAACGAUGGUAAUGAGAACAUUGACAUUUUUGAUGAUGACAAAGCAGAGGGUUCUGGCUCAAAAGUUUUUUCUGGCGAUCAAAAUGAUGAUGAAGAUCUUCUAAUAAUUAAAGAGAAAAAUGUCAGACCUGGUGGAUCUGAAUUUGUAACAAAACAUGAGUUAUCAGAAGCUAUUACAAUGGCGCUUCAGAAAGUUCUGGCAGCAAUUCCAGCCACGUCUUCAGUUGUUCCAACACUCUCUGAUUGUUCAAAAACAAAACGAUCAAAAAACAAAAAAAAUAACAUGAUUGAAUUAGGUCAACCUGGGAGUAAUGUUUUCGUUACCUCUGACCAAUGGAUAGCUGCUGAAGCGACUAAAUCAUUUACAGCUAUGACUACUUCAUUAUUGGUUUCGGUAUUUCCUACAGAUCAGUUGAUUAAAAGCAACUACAAAGGUGGACCACCCAAAAAUGCAAUAGAUAAGACCGUUAUACACACUGGACUGGAGAAUACUAAUGAAUUAAAAGCAAUUAAAGAAGCAGUCCAGCAACGAUUUAAAAAACAAUUUAAUCAGGCUGAGUUUGGUAAAUGCAUUAACGUAAAAUGCAACAAAUUACGGUCAGAAGCAUUAAAGAAGAAGCCUAAAACUGAGGAUCCUCCAAAAGACACCAAGGAAAAUAAACCUAGUGAUAGCUAA
Cotesia congregata is the source of this 864-nucleotide messenger RNA. The record is from the annotation of a GenBank genome assembly. NCBI's taxonomy places the organism in Eukaryota, Metazoa, Arthropoda, Insecta, Hymenoptera, Braconidae.